ACGAGGACGGGCGCAGUGACUCGCCGGCGAGUGAGUGAAUCAUUCCACACUGACACUAUAGCAGAGCUAUGGCGACGAGACUCUCGAGCUUGGUUCACGAACUGCGGGAACGAAUAGCAACUUCGUCGUCGACGCCGCCUACUAACGGAGACGAUGGCGCUUUAGAGGCCAGAUUUCGCGCCGUCCUCCCUAACCUCCUCGACUACGUCGUUCCUUCUUCCUCCGCGAGCGAGCGAGAGGUGAUUGCCGUCUUGAAGCUGAUUACUCAUGUUGCGAGGAACUUCCCAGGAGUGUUUUACCAAGGGAAGGCCACUGCUGUACUUCCUGUCAUCGGCAGGAUAUUGCCCUUCUUCGCCGAACCUGCUUUCUGCUCACGGCAUGGAGUCAUUUUCGAGACGGUUGGAUCUUUAUUAUCCAUGCUCCGCAGUGGUGAAAGAGAUGCAUACUGCCAGUUUUUCUUGGAUACUGUUUCGGCGGUUGAAGAUCUUACCUACGUGGCAAGCAUUGCUGCCGAAAAUCCAGGCAUUUCGAAUGAUGCUCGUGUAAACAUGAAGUGUUUUUCCCAGUCCUUUACUAGGAUAUCCACUCGAUCUGAUUAUCUGAGUGACCUCCCACCAACGAUUAAACCAAUUGAUGGUCCUGGGAUAUUGAUCAAUAUAAUGGGGAAAACCAGGUGGCAGCCCUUUGCAACUUGGAUGAUUAGGCUUCUAAGUAAAUGCCUAACAGAAGGUACUCUGUACGUUGAGGGACUCAUCAGCCUGUCAGAUGUCUCGGCUGCCUGUUCACUGUUGUGUUAUGGCAGUGCUGACUUGCAUAUGGCAUGUUUCGACUUUGCUGGCAUAGUGGCAUCAGUGAUAGAUUGUGAGAUUGUUCCUUUUGAAAACCUGAUUAUGUCAAUAACAGCAAUUCUAAGCGAGGACACGGCUUUACUUCCUUUAUUCAGAAAUAGAUCAUAUGACUCAUCCAUUGGAGGUUGUUUGAGCGUCUUGCAUGGUAGCUGCCCUGACUAUGUUAUAAAGUUGACAGCUGCGGAUGUAAUUAGUGUUUUCCAGAGGGCAAUGUGGAGAACGAAAAGCCAAGAAUUGAAGGUGGCUUUAUGCAGUGCGUACCAGAGGAUUGCCAGAACUUGUCCACCUUCCAUUUGGAAGCCUGAAUCUCUGCUAGAUAUGCUUUUCAUUCCAGAAUCUUGUGGUGCUUUGAUUGAUUGCAUUCAGGUAGCACUCACUAUACUUGGUUCAGAUCAAGUUGGAGGGAACUUAGAAAACAAUUGCAGUGUAAGUUUGAGUAGUGGUGGUGAUAAAUCAGUUGAGAAUCCAAGAGUUGGAGAAAAAAGACAAAGCCAGGACAUUGACAUUCUCCUCAGCAAAAGGCGAAAGGUAGAUGAAGAUAACGUGAGUCCCUAUACUAGUCAACUGGCAAAGUGCAAGUGGAGUCAUAUCGUUGGUUUUGAGACAGAAGAUGAGUAUGCUGGUUCGAUGCAUACCUCACUCGUUUCAUUUAUUGAACAACUGAAAUGCUCUUCUACUCUGUCGGAUUCUGUUAGACCAGAAAUGGCAUUAACAGCUCUUAGCAUGCUUUGCAUUGCUUGCUCUAGAGAACCAGGUACUAACCUGUUGGUCUGCAUCUUUGAGGUGAUGCAUUCAUGGCUUCCGUGGAUCUGCAAGCAGGUGGAGCAAGCAAAUCCAGUCAGCCUUGAUAUUCUCAUUUACCUUGAAGGAAUACACAGCAUACUACUUAUCCAGAGAGCGUUUUCUGAAUCAGGGGAUAGACUUCCCAAGUUUAGGAAUGAAUAUGCAGAUCUUAUGUUGAAAGUGUUAAAGCUUCCCUGGACACACGCUCACAUGGUCAGUGGGCCACACCCUCAAUGGAAAACAAAACAAAUCUCAAUUCAAGUUGCAUCGAAACUCGGACGUAGUUUAAGUAGUGAAGGUUGUUUGGAAGUCUUGGAUCUGGGCCUUCAAGAUGAAGCUGCUGAGGUUAGGAGUGAAGCUACCAUUGGUUUUGUGGUAAUUGUGUUGUUAUGUGGUCUUGAUGUACUGCCAGAAAUCUUCGAAAGGCUCGAGUUCUUUGGAAGGGAACGACAUGAUUCUGUUAAGAGAGUCAUUCCCUUUUGUCUUGGGUAUUUGUCUUGCUUAUAUGGCUGUGGCAGUGGAAGUUAUAAUGAUCAGGGAAGAGGCAGUUGUAAGUAUUAUUUAGAUACCUAUGACGACAAGAAGAAUCAAACACUAGAUUGUCUGCUGCAAGGAUUCUGGUGUCCUAAGUGUGACUCUAGUCUUCUACCCAAGUACAAGUCAUUCUUGAUGGGAUCACAUCGACUGGAUCUACUAAACUAUGCGGCCUUAAAUUGUGAUUUCAAAGUUCUCACGUCAGUGUUCUUUAAGCUUCUUCAUGACGGAUCUUCAGAGGAGAUCCAAGUUGCAUGUGUGAAAAAUAUUAGACGAAUACUUGUGCAUUUGAAGGAAGAUGAUCUAGAAAAAACAAGUUCUGAUUGGAUCAAAUGCUUGGACUUCUGCCUGAAUAGCAAAAUAAGAACAGUGAGGGAAGCAUUCUGCUCUCAGAUUAGUGUUUUCCGUUGCUUAUUUGUUCGGGAGAAUUUGUUGAACAGUACUAGAGAGGGACAUUUGUUGGGUGUUAUGAAGGGUUCACUGGCAGCUGCUGAAGAUCCUGAAGCAUUUGAGACUCUUUUGGAAUCAGUAAUGCACAUCAUGGUCUCUGUUGAAAUUGGCAGCCAAAUGUUUUUGUUUUCUCUUAUGCUGUUGGUUGAUCAGCUUGAUAAUUCACACAUGAUUGUCAGAAUGACUGCAUCAAGGUUGAUACAUAAAUCUUGCUUUGCCCAUCUUAAAGCUGGGCCUGAACAACUCUUAUUAAAAUUUGUUCACACUCGUAAUCAGCUGUUUGAGUAUCUAAGUAUGAACCUCGUGAGUCGUCCAAAGAUGGUUAGAGAGUUUGCUGAAAUUGUGCUUGGUGUUGAAAUGAAAGAGCUAAUUGAGAAAAUGAUUCCCAUAGUGCUACCAAAGCUUGUGGUGUCUUGGCAGGAAAAUGAACAAGCAGUUGAUACUCUAUUCGAGUUAGCCAAGUGGCUGAACACCGAGAUGGUUCCUCUCGUAGUUAAUUGGUUGCCGAAGGUUCUUGCGUCUGCUCUUCAUCAAACAGAUGGCCAAGAGUUACGGUCUACCUUGCAGUUUUAUCAUAACCAAACUGGUUCUGACAGCCAAGAAAUAUUUGCAGCUGCAUUGCCUGCCCUUCUUGAUGAACUUGUAUGCUUUCUUGAUGGUUCUGAUCCACUUGAUAUUAAGAGAAGGUUGUCAAGGGUACCUGAGAUGAUAAAAGAAAUCGCCAAAGUUCUGACAGGUUCCGAGGAUCUUUCAUGCUUUCUGAGGAAUCAUUUUGUUGGCCUCCUUAACAGCAUUGAUAGGAAGAUGCUUCAUGCAAAGGACGUUUCACUGCAGAUACAGGCGCUGCAGCGCAUUAAAAUGUUGAUUGAAAUGAUGGGGUCUCAUCUUAGUACUUAUGUUCCAAAACUGAUGGUUCUUCUCAUGCAUGCUAUUGACAAAGAAUCACUGCAAAGUGAAGGUCUCUCUGUACUGCAUUAUUUUAUUGAGCAGCUGGCUAGCAAAUCACCAUCCAGCAUCAAGCAUGUCAUUUCUCAAGUAUUUGCUGCUCUUAUUCCCUUUGUGGAGAGGUACAAAGAAAGCUCUUCUAUGCAGUUGAAUACUGUAGUAAAUAUAUUGGAAGAACUUGUACUGAAAAACAGAAUAGUUUUGAAGCAUCAUCUUCGCGAAUUCCCUCUAUUACCCAGCAUUCCUUUGCUAAAGGACGUGAACACAGCUAUCCAAGAGGCACGCGGUUCGUUGACUUUGAAGGAUCAGUUACGAAUUGUUUCUGAAGGUUUGGAUCAUGAGAACUUGAAUGUGAGGUACAUGGCGGUGUGUGAAUUGAGCAAGUUUCUUAAUAUAAGACGGGAAGAUAUUACAGCUUUGAUCACUGGUGAGGUUACCGCUGACAUGGAUGUUUUAAGUUCUUUGAUUACCUCCCUGUUAAGAGGAUGUGCUGAAGAGUCGAGGACUGUUGUGGGGCAACGAUUGAAAUUGGUCUGUGCUGAUUGCCUCGGAGCACUUGGCGCAGUCGACCCUGCUAAAGUGAAAAGUUCUCCAAGCAUACGUUUUACAAUUGAAUGUUCAGAUGAUGACCUUAUUUUUGAGUUGAUCCACAAGCAUUUAGCAAGAGCUUUUAGAGCUGCACCUGAUACAGUUGUUCAGGAUUCAGCUGCAUUAGCAAUACAAGAGCUGCUCAAGAUAGCUGGCUGUGAGGCAUCAUUAGAUGAAAAUGUUGGUGCUUCUUAUCGCACACCAAUUGUUAGGUCUGCUGAUGGUAGCAGUAUGAUGAAUAGUAGGGGUCAGAUAUUGUGGGACAGGUUCUCUAAUUAUGUUAAAGAGAUAAUAGCCCCUUGUUUGACCUCUAGGUUUCAGCUUCCUAAUGUUGCAGAUUUAUCUUCAGCUGGCCCAAUUUACCGGCCAUCAAUGUCAUUUAGAAGAUGGAUAUUCUUUUGGAUAAAGAAGCUGACUGCACAUGCAAAUGGUUCACGUGCAAGUAUAUUUAAUGCAUGCCGAGGCAUAGUGCGGCAUGAUAUGCAAAUAGCCAGCUACCUGCUACCGUAUCUCGUCCUUAAUGCUGUUUGUCAUGGUACUGCAGAGGCCCGCCAUAGCAUUACUGAAGAGGUGCUAUCCGUUCUUAGCGCUGCUGUAUCAGAAAAUAGUGGGGCUGCUAUUCAUGUUGGUGGUGGACAAACCGAAGUUUGUAUUCAAGCUGUUUUCACCCUCCUUGAUAACCUUGGCCAAUGGGUGGAUGAUGUUGAGCAAGAAAUAGCAUUGUCCCAGUCUACCCAGUCAACAACUUCUAGAAAGCAAGGUUCCAAGUCAAAAGACCAUAAUACCUCUUUGCCUGAUCAGGAUCAACUCCUUGUCCAGUGUAAACAUGUCUCCGAGCUACUCGAUGCUGUUCCCAAGGUUACCCUUGCAAGGGCAUCCUUCAGGUGUCAAGCAUAUGCUAGAUCUUUGAUGUACUUUGAGUCUCAUGUGCGUGAAAAAUCAGGUGCAUUUAACCCUGCUGCUGAGACAAGUGGCACUUUUGAGGAUGAAGAUAUUUCAUACCUGAUGGAAAUAUAUAGCUGUCUUGAUGAACCUGAUGGUUUAUCAGGCUUGGCCUCUUUGCGGAAAUCUAUGAGCUUGCAGGACCAACUCUUACUAAACAAGAAGGCAGGAAACUGGGCUGAGGUCUUGACUUCUUGUGAGCAAGCUUUACAGAUGGAGGCCCUCUCGAUUCAGAGGCAUUCAGAUGUUCUAAACUGUUUGCUGAACAUGUGCCAUCUACAGGCAAUGGUGACUCAUGUUGACGGUUUGAUUUCUAGGUUCCCUCAAUAUAAGAAAACGUGGUGCAUGCAAGGGGUGCAAGCAGCAUGGAGACUAGGCAGGUGGGACUUGAUGGAUGAAUACCUCAACGGUGCUGCUGAAGAAGGCUUGCUUUGUAGUGGCGCCGAGAGUAAUGCUUCAUUUGACAUUGAUGUUGCUAAAAUUCUCCAGGCUAUGAUGAAGAAGAAUAGAUUGGCAGUUGCUGAGAGGAUUGGAAUGUCCAAACAGGCUUUGAUUGCUCCUCUUGCUGCUGCAGGCAUGGACUCCUACAUGAGGGCUUACCCCUUAAUUGUGAAACUUCACUUUCUGCAGGAACUAGAGAACUUCCAUUCUCUUCUUAUCAAUGACUCUUUCUUGGAGAAAAGGUUCCAUCUAAGUGAUAUGGAAUUCACAAAAUUAGUGGAGAACUUGGAAAAUAGGCUUAGCAUAACACAAUCAUCACUAUGGACAAGAGAGCCGCUCCUGGCUUUCCGAAGACUUGUAUUCACAUCCAGUGGCCUUGGUGCACAAGUCGGGAACUGCUGGCUCCAAUAUGCAAAGCUCUGUCGUUCCUCGGGUCAUUAUGAAACAGCUAACAGAUCGAUUCUUGAAGCUCAAUCUUCAGGAGCACUUAAUGCUCACAUGGAAAAGGCAAAGCUUUUGUGGAGUACUAGGCGAUCAGAUGGCGCCAUUGCGGAGUUGCAACAAUCUCUUCUUCACAUGCCUGUGAAGAUUGUAGGCACUGCUGCUAGGUCAUCUAUUACCAACCUCUCAUUGGUGCCUCUAAACCCUCUACCUUCUGACUGUGACAAUCAAGCUUUGAAUGAUAAUAAUCAGGAUGUCGCAAAGACUCUCCUCUUGUAUACCCGAUGGAUACAUAAUACUGGCCAGAAGCAGAAAGAAGACGUCAUAGCUCUAUAUUCCAGAGUCAGGGAAUUGCAACCUUUGUGGGAAAAGGGGUUCUUCUAUUUAGCAAAAUACUUAGACGAGCUGCUUGUUGAUGCUAGGAAAAGACAGGAAGACAAUUCAGACAUAGGUUCCAGGGCUUCUGUUUCAAAUAAUGAGAAGCGCUGGUGGUUUUACUUGUCUGAUGUAUUACUGUAUUAUGCCAAGGGUUUGCAUAAGGGCCACAGGAACCUCUUUCAAGCACUUCCGAGAUUGCUCACCUUGUGGUUUGAAUUUGGAAGCAUUUAUCAAAGAUCGCGUCCUUCUAAUGGGGAAUUGGCGAAGGUCCAUGCCAGGGUGUUGACAAUUAUCAGAGGUUGUUUAAAGGAUUUGCCCACAUAUCAAUGGUUGACUGUACUGCCUCAAUUGGUUUCAAGGAUCUGCCACCAGAAUGAAGAUGUCGUUCAACUAGUCAAAAAGAUUAUCACUUCUGUUCUCAGGGAAUAUCCCCAACAGGCAUUAUGGAUCACAGCAGCUGUUUCAAAGUCUAAAGUCUCUUCAAGGAGGGAAGCAGCUGCAGCAAUCAUACAAGAGGCUAAAAAAGGGUUCGGUCAAGGAAACUCCGGGAGUAAUUUGUUUGCCCAGUUUGCUGGCUUGAUUGAUCAUCUGAUCAAACUGUGCUUCCACCCAGGCCAGCAAAAAUCAAAGACGAUUAACAUUGCAACUGAAUUCAGUUCUUUGAAAAGAAUGAUGCCACUGGAAAUCAUCAUGCCAAUGCAGCAGUCUCUUUCUUUCACCUUGCCAACCUGUAACAUGAACGAGUCACUUAAAUCUGAUAUAUUUGCAACUUCUGAAUUUCCAAUGAUUUCUGGAAUUGCUGAUGAGGCCGAGAUCCUUUCAUCUCUUCAGAGACCAAAGAAAAUUGUUUUUCUGGGUAGUGAUGGCAUUGAACGCCCAUUCCUGUGCAAACCGAAGGAUGACCUUAGGAAAGAUGCUCGUAUGAUGGAGUUCACUGCAAUGAUUAAUCGUCUGUUGUCCAAAUAUCCUGAAAGCCGGAGAAGGAAACUCUACAUCCGUACCUUUGCAGUGAUUCCUCUAACUGAAGACUGUGGUAUGGUGGAAUGGGUGCCUCAUACCCGUGGACUCCGGCAUAUUCUUCAGGACAUAUACUCCACAUGUGGGAAAUUUGAUCGACAGAAGACAAAUCCUAUAAUUAAACGCAUUUAUGAUCAAUGCCAAGGUAAAAUGUCAGAGGAUGAGAUGCUGAAGAACAAACUCCUUCCACUAUUCCCCCCAGUUUUCCACAGGUGGUUCCUGACUACUUUCUCCGAGCCUGCUGCUUGGUUUAGAGCUCGUGUUGCUUAUGCUCACACCACUGCUGUGUGGUCAAUGGUUGGGCAUAUUGUGGGUCUAGGGGACAGACAUGGUGAAAACAUUCUAUUUGACUCAACGACAGGUGAUUGCGUUCAUGUCGAUUUCAGUUGCCUAUUUGAUAAAGGCUUGCAGUUGGAAAAGCCAGAGCUAGUUCCUUUCAGACUAACUCAGAAUAUGAUUGAUGGACUGGGAAUUACUGGAUAUGAGGGCAUCUUUUUGAAGGUCUGUGAAAUCACACUUUCAGUGCUGAGAACACACAGGGAGACUCUGAUGAGUGUUCUAGAAACUUUCAUUCACGACCCCCUUGUUGAGUGGACAAAAUCUCACAAAUCCAGUGGCACAGAGGUUCAAAAUCCUCAUGCGCAGAGAGCAAUCAGUAACAUUGAAGCAAGGUUACAAGGAGUAGUAGUUGGUGUUGGAGCAGCACCCUCUUUGCCUCUAGCUGUUGAAGGUCAGGCUAGGCGCUUAAUUGCCGAAGCUGUUUCACACAAGAAUCUUGGCAAAAUGUACAUUUGGUGGAUGCCGUGGUUUUGAAAGGAAGAAUAGUAGAGAACGCUUUCAUCAGGUUAGUCUUAGAACCCUGUACUUCUUUAUGAUCUAUAAAGUGGUUAUCAGGAGAUCUAGGGAAGGGAAUCACUGUCAAUAGGCUGAACCGAUCAAUCACCACUUGAGAGCCUACAUGUAUGCAUAUAUAUGCUGUCUGUGCCUUCAACAUAAAGGAAGCAACAAGUUCUUUGCAUCGGCCAUUUUGUGUAGGUCCGUUAGUAUGCUCAUGGCAAAGCAAGCUACCUUUUGGUCAUUCUGCAAUUCUUUUUAAACAUGAGGUCUUCCAAUUGAUUUGCUAUUGAAUUCCUCCAGAAGGCUCCAACUAAAAAGCUCCCAGAACAUCCCUCGGAGUUAGCAUUUGCUAAUCACUGUUGCAUAAUAGAAAGAUGAACAUAUGUAUCAUUAAGCAGCCCUUCUUUGUUCUCUUCAAUGAAAUGCAAAGAACUUACUGGCCAUGAAUCAUGGAGAUGCUUUCAUUCCUUGUGUUCUAUUAGAUGUUUUCCCUUUCUCAUUAGCAUUAACAUAACCAUUCCUUGACUACUUUCCCUUUAGCAAUAAAGCAACCUGUGUUCUUCCUGUCUAUUCUCAACGGACUUCCAGUCCGAACUACAAUCUCUUUCACCAGUCGUUUAACUGGUGACUGCCCUCUAACGCUGCUAUGCUUCCCCGACCCACAUACCACCACCACCUCUGCUGGAAUCACUCCAUCGCCGCGGCUCAAUCUCUCUCUCAACUCAUCCAUCCACUGCAGUAUUAUAACAUAAGCCGAGCUUGAGUGCAUUCCGUGCAAAUCUAGUUUAGCUUCUGAAGCAUUCCAGUUCAUUGUCUCGUUCAGCACCUCUGAUUCCACCAGUUGUCCAACCAAAACUGCCUCUGCUUCUGUCACAUUAUUCACCAACUCUUGGAUGGAAAUUGGGAAGCCAUUAGAGCUGGCCGAGCUCUGCAUCAUCGACGUGAUUGUCGGGCAGGAGUUCAGUACUGAAUUGUAAGUCCUUAUUGAACAUGGAAUUCGUAAAGUUCUCAUCUUUUGCAGCCAUGUAGCCAUUUCAGGGAGCGCACUGCGAGCUCCAAAGGACGAAAGGAUCAUGUUUGAAGAGACUGUGUCGACUUCGAUUCCUUCCGUUUCCAUCUUCCCAACUAUCCUCUGCAUGUCUGCAAACAUUCCGGAUCUUCCAUACCCAUAAACCCUGCUUCUUCACAUAAACGGAGCUUGAACUGCGGAGGAGCUGAUCCAAACGAGCUAGAGAGCAAUCAAAUCCUCGAUUCGAUCCGUGUUUGGAGUGCGAAGUGACCAGCUCGCAGUAAAACAGAGCAAGCUCCCUUUCCCGGCUCUGUAAUUUGGCAAUGGAGUCGGAGAUUAAUGACUCUGAUUCAUCGCAUUGCUCUUGUUUAUCCAGCGAAGCUGCCAGAUUUGCAACCAGCUUCGGGUUCCACUCGAACCAUGAAGCUUCAGUGAUCUUCAAGUAAAGCUGGGGAAAUGGGAUAAAAACGAAAGACAUCAUCUUCAGAAUUGGCAUGUAGUGGUACCCAUUUCAGAAGGUUUCGGAUUCCAGAGGGAUAACUUACAGGCAGAGCGAGACCCGAGAUUCGGAGAUGAGAAGACUCGGGAGAAAGCAGAGUCGAAAGCGCUUCCAAUGCAAUGGAUUUCGGUGACGCCGCGACGAAUUUCUUUAUCACACGGUUUUCGUCUCCUCCGGUGACGGCGGUGGCUGCAAGAGAAGAGAAGAAGCGCUGUCCUUGCUUGCUCAGAGCUGUAAUUUCAAUACGACGGUCGUUGCUCCGGCGACGAUGGUGUGGUAGCACGUGCAAGGUGUGCGAUUGUGGCGGAAACGACACAUGCAUUAACAUAAUGGCUUAGCUGCGUCUCCUUUUUCACGCGUCGCUCAGUUUUUGCCAGCUCUGUGUAUAGAAGAAGAACAAUGAGAGGACGGGAAGUAUGGAGCUUUACUCAACGAUGGAUAAGCUUAAAUGGUGUUGUUUUACUGUCGAGGGGAAGAAAGCUUCGAGCUUCGAGGCCGUUGGAGGAUUUAUCGCCGCGAGGUUUUGCCUCCACUGCUAGGACGCAGAGUAUUUCCAGCGGAAGAAAUGUGUACGAGCUGAAUUUAAAGAUAAGAAGUUUGACGAGAAGCGGGCUGAUUGAUGAAGCUCGAGAAGUGUUUGAUAAAAUGGUUCAGAGAAACGUGGUGUCCUGGAACUCGAUGGUUAGUGGGCACGCUAAGCGGGGGGAAAUGACGAAGGCAAGGAAACUGUUCGAAGAAAUGCCUGAAAGAGAUGUCGUGUCGUGGAACUCGAUGAUUUCCGGGUACGUUUCGUGCAGGUUUCUGGAGGAAGCGAGGCGUUUGUUUGAUCGGAUGCCGAAGCGGGACUGUGUGUCGUGGAACACCAUGAUCAGUGGGUACGCGAAGAACAGGAGGAUGGAUGACGCCUUGCAGCUGUUCGACAAAAUGCCUCAGCGGGAUGUUGUCUCCUGGAACGCUGUGGUUACUGGGUUUCUGCAGAACGGGGAGGUGUCACGUGCAAUUGAGUUCUUUAAUAGAAUGCCCGAUAGAGACGCUUCAUCAGUCAGUGCACUGGUAGCGGGUCUUGUUCAGAAUGGAGAGCUGGAUGCAGCUGCAAGAGUUCUUCUCGAGUGGGGGAAUGGUGAUUUCAGGGUACAUGAUUUGGUGCAUGCAUAUAAUACAUUGAUUGCCGGGUAUGGCCAGAGAGGGAAGGUUCAUGAUGCUCGGAUAGUCUUCGAUCGAAUUCAGAGAAAUUUGGUGUCAUGGAAUAUGAUGAUCAUGUGUUAUGUCAAGGCAAGGGAUCUUGUUCGCGCUAGAGAACUCUUCGAUCAAAUGAUGGAGCGGGACAAUUUCUCAUGGAACACCAUGAUUAGCGGCUACGUUCAGGCAUUAAACAUGGAGGAAGCUUCUAAGCUAUUUCUCGGAAUGCCAAAUCCAGACACUCUUUCGUGGAAUUCUAUGAUCUCAGGCCAUGGUGAAAUGGGAAGCUUGGAACUAGCUCGCGAUCUCUUCGACAAGAUGCCUGAGAAGAACAUAGUGUCGUGGAAUUCCAUGAUUGCUGGAUACGAAAAGAACAAUGACCCCACUGGUGCUAUUAUCCUCUUCAUGGGUAUGCAGACAGAGGGAGAAAAGGCCGAUAGGCACACACUAUCUUCAGUUCUUAGUGUCUCCUCCAGGUUAGCGAAUUUGCAAUUCGGUAUGCAAAUUCAUCAGCUGAUAUGGAAGACUUUUAUCCCAGACGUUACGAUCAAUAACGCCUUGAUCACAAUGUACUCGAGAUGUGGGGCAAUAUCCGAUGCAAGAUCAAUGUUCGAGGAAGUCAAAUUAGAGAGAGAAGUGAUCUCAUGGAACGCAAUGAUUGGAGGAUACGCAUCUCACGGCCAUGCUUCAGAAGCCCUGGAGAUAUUUCAAUCGAUGAAGCUGUUCGGCGUGCAGCCUACUCAUAUAACAUUUAUUGCAGCUCUGAACGCUUGUGCUCAUGCUGGACUUGUUCAAGAAGCCCGGAGGAUAUUUAAAUCCAUGGCCACUGAUUAUGGCAUCGAGCCAACGGUCGAACAUUUUGCAUCAUUGGUGGACGUCCUCUGCCGGCAUGGGCAGCUUGAAGAAGCCCUGAGUUUGAUUACUACCACGCCUUUUGGACCAGAUAAAGCUAUUUGGGGUGCGAUAUUAAGCGCUUCCAAGUUGCAUUACAAUGUUCGAACUGCUAGAAUUGCUGCUGAAUCAUUGAUGAGGCUAGAACCAGAGAGCUCGGCUCCAUAUGUGUUGCUGCAUAAUAUGUAUGCAGAUUUGGGACUAUGGAACGAUGCAAGUGAAGUGAGGUUGAUGAUGGAGAAGAACAAUGUCAGAAAGGAAGCAGCACAUAGCUGGGUGGAUUGAUUUAUUUCUCUCGUCCAUGACAAUCGCGGUUUAAAAUCCGUGGUAACUGCAUCAACUCGGUCAGCAGCAAGCAUUAGAUGCAUACUACGGGGUCAAUCAGGACCUGGAAGACAUCCAUGAGUAGCGCAGCCUGAGGUUAUUGGUUCUAUCAGCAGACAGGGAAAUAUUGAAUAGAGGACGAACCACAGGAAUGUCUGGAAAUGUUGCUAACUGCGCCCAUAGAUAUCAACAGCCGUUAGAGCACAGAGAUCUACACCACUGUCUGUGAAAUGUGUGCAGUGCAGGCCAAAGCACAAACGUUCAGGAAAUUUUGCUAGCAUGUUGAUGAUAUGGUUGGCACUACGAUGGACUAACACCGUUGGAUGGAUUGCUCGACGCGAUCCAACUUUGCUAGCCUAUAACUUCAACCCCAUCAGCACGCCAGCCGGAUUGUUGACGGUUCUACUUUUUGUCAGGUUGUGAGAUGACCAUUACAAGUGUCUCAUUUUCAACUUCAUGAUGAACAAUAGAUGUCGACGACAAGAAGAUUGACAUUCUUUCGUGGGAUACGGCAAUGUUUGGAAGCUUUCCUCAACUCCAAACCAGCAAAAGCGAGAGGUUCCUUCAUCCUUGGUUUAGUAAAACUGCAUUGACAUCCGAAAUUAGUAUAUUGGAUUUGGGUUGGGCCUAGGGCUUGAAGAUGCCGAAAAGCGGGCUGGACAUUAAAAUCCAAACACAAAAUGACGAAAGUAAAGCCUUGAGCCUUGGCCCAACCCUUCCCCUUCUGCCCAAAUUGGUGCCACGUGUCUAUAUCAGAGGUGCACAUCCACACAGAAAGCUUCCAUAAGCUGGAGCACACGCGAUCAUAGGUAUCCACGUUGUAUGAUAGAGACGAAGAGAAGAAAACCCGACUUCCGAAAGCGAAAGACGGCACCUUUAUAUAUCGUUUCGCCAGUUGAGCUUGCCGCGGGGUUGGAGACAUGAGAAGGUGAUAUUUCUUGUUUUCACGCCGAAGGAGGGUGAGAAAUAUAGAAUCGAAAGUUGGCGACUUUGUGGUUGGUUUGGAUUCCCAUAAUUCUUUCUUCAAUUCUCCCUCAUCCUCGUCGUCGGUGCUUAGAAUGGGGAAGAGAAGCAGAAGUGCGAGCCUGGAUGCGGCGGUGGUCGACGUUCUGCACAGGGAGGUUGGCCAGGUCUCCGGCCGCCGCUUCUCUCAACGCUUUGCUGCGUCCAAGGAUCUUGUACUCCGACUUGAGCUCUACAAGAAACUAAACAAGCACUCGGGGUGCGUUAAUACUGUGAGCUUCAAUGCUUAUGGCAACAUUUUGGUGUCUGGUUCCGACGACCGACAAGUGAUUCUCUGGGACUGGGAAACUGGGAAUAUCAAGCUUGCUUUCCAUUCGGGUCACCAGGGUAAUGUCUUUCAAGCAAAGAUUAUGUCCUUCUCAGAUGACCGCAGCAUUGUCACUUGCGCUGCUGAUGGAGAGGUACGACACGCUCAAAUCCAUGAAGAUGGAGAAGUGGAAAUUGAAAUGCUUGCAAAACAUCAAGGUCGAGCUCAUAAAUUGGCUGUUGAGCCUGGAAGCCCUCAUGGAUUUUAUAGCUGUGGGGAGGAUGGAUUAGUUCAACAUAUUGAUCUAAGAACCAGGUCUGCUACAGAACUCUUUACCUGCCCGCCUCAUGGCGAUAGGGCGGCUUAUAUGUCAGAGGUCCAUCUGAAUGCAAUCAUAAUUGAUCCAAGGAAUCCAAACCUCUUCGCAGUUGCAGGGUCCGACGAGUAUGCUCGACUAUACGAUAUCCGCAGAUGUAAGUGGGAUGCAUCGACUGAUUUCGGCCGCCCUGCAGACUAUUUUUGCCCUCCGCAUUUGAUCGGUGAUGAACAAGUUGGCAUAACAGGGUUGGCCUUCUCUGACCGGAGUGAACUUCUUGCCACAUAUAAUGAGGAGUUCAUCUAUCUUUUCUCACGGGAUAUGGGAUUGGGAUCCAACCCGCGAAGAAAGUCUUCUACAAGUGAUGAUGUUGAGAAAGCCCCUCAAGUUUACAAGGGGCACCGUAACUGUGAGACUGUGAAAGGUGUCAAUUUCUUUGGGCCUAGAUGUGAGUAUGUGGUCAGUGGUUCUGACUGUGGUCGGAUAUUCAUUUGGAGUAAAGAAGGCGGAGAGCUAAUUCAUGUCAUGGAAGGCGAUCGGCAUGUCGUGAACUGUAUUGAACCUCAUCCUCACAGCACUAUACUUGCCAGCAGUGGAAUUGAGCGCGAUAUAAAGAUAUUCACACCGAAAGCAAUGGAAAAGGCUACAUUGCCUAAGAACAUUGGACAGAGGAGGCCAAAGGCCAGGAGGAGCAGGAUGGACCAAAUAGCUUCACCGCAAGAUCUGAUGUUGGAGCUGUUCUCUAUUCAAGGACGCCGCCAAAGAAGUAGUCAUCUGGAUAACAACAAUGAGGAGAGGUCACCUGCUAAUAGGGAGCUUCUGGAGCUUAUAAUGGCAUUCAAUGCCGCCGGUGGUGACCCUUCUUCUGGCAACGGAGAGGACUCCACCAGUCAGGGAGACCUAUUUGAUUAGAAGGCUUCUCCGGCGACCUAUUGGUCUGUCCGAAAGACGAGGAGCUCAUACGUCAAGAUCGAAGCUGGAGAUAUUUACUUUCAGUUAUCACUACCUAAGAAUUUUGUUGCUCUGUUUGAGUUUGGAAAUCAAAUGUAAAUAUAUGUAACGUAUUUGUCUGUGUUUAGACUUUAGAGGUGAAAGAGGGAGAGUUGUGCG
Messenger RNA from Linum tenue, 14802 nucleotides. NCBI's taxonomy places the organism in Eukaryota, Viridiplantae, Streptophyta, Magnoliopsida, Malpighiales, Linaceae. The record is from the annotation of a GenBank genome assembly.